Labeo rohita (rohu) is the source of this 1584-nucleotide messenger RNA. It is a transcript of the gene dera, whose product is annotated as deoxyribose-phosphate aldolase (putative). The transcript is spliced from 9 exons. Bases 108 to 1064 code for a protein of 318 amino acids. Gene Ontology annotation, cellular component: cytoplasm. Gene Ontology annotation, biological process: carbohydrate catabolic process; deoxyribonucleotide catabolic process. The record is from RefSeq and is a predicted model, not a curated record. Lineage: Eukaryota; Metazoa; Chordata; Actinopteri; Cypriniformes; Cyprinidae. Gene Ontology annotation, molecular function: deoxyribose-phosphate aldolase activity.
UCCCGGAAGACGCACAAUAUAGUCAAAGCUGUCAUUGUGCGGUGCUUGUACUGCUAAAUCAGUUCGUUUAUUUUCUUUUAUUUGUAUCCAGUGAUUUAUAUUUCAUAAUGUCCGCUAGAAAUCCAGGAAUGCAUCUUGAUCUGGAAUGGGUGUCGAAAGUCCGAGUGAACACUCAGGCUGUUCUUAAACGAGCUCAGCAGAUCCAGGGACGCAAAGUGGCUAAAAAACAGUGGCAGGCUGCCUGGCAGCUGAAGGCCGUCAGAUGCAUUGAUUUGACAACCCUCGCUGGUGAUGAUACACCUUCCAAUGUCCAUCGGCUCUGUAUGAAGGCCACACAGCCGAUCCGUCACGAUCUGCUGAAGAGCAUGGACAUGCAUGACAAAGGAAUCACGACUGCAGCAGUCUGUGUGUACCCAUCACGGGUGGCUGAUGCUGUGAAGUCUCUUAAAGCAGCUAACUCUAGUCUUCCUGUUGCAUCUGUGGCCACUGGUUUCCCUGCCGGACAGACGCCACUGAAGACCCGUCUCGCUGAGGUCCAGAUGGCCGUGGAGGAUGGUGCUACGGAGAUCGAUAUUGUCAUAAACCGGACUUUGGCACUCACUGGCCAGUGGACAGCUCUCUACGAUGAGAUCCGGCAGUUCAGAGAGGCCUGUGGAGACGCCCAUAUGAAGACCAUCCUGGCAGUGGGAGAGCUGGGAACCUUCACAAAUGUCUACAAAGCCAGUCUGGUGUCCAUGAUGGCAGGAUCUGACUUCAUCAAAACUUCAACCGGCAAGGAGUCUGUCAACGCCACUUACCCCGUUGCCAUAGUAAUGGUGCGUGCCAUCCGUGACUACUACUUAAGGACAGGCCAUAAGGUGGGCUUCAAGCCUGCGGGGGGCAUCCGUACGGCGCAGGAGUCUGUGGUGUGGCUGACCCUGAUGAAGGAAGAGCUUGGAGACGAGUGGCUAAAUCCUCACCUUUUCCGAAUAGGAGCGAGUAGCCUGUUAGCUGACAUCGAACGGCAGAUUUACCACUACGUGACGGGACGCUAUCCAGCAUAUCAUGAACUUCCUAUGGCCUGAAUCUGAAAAAUCUGGGGAGAUUUGAGCCAGUUAAAACUGUACAGAUCAGCCAGUGAUUUAAUGGAAAGAAGUCAUGUUUAUGAGGUCAAUUAUGAAGAUAAGUCCUAAUGUCUUAAAGGGAUAGUUCACCCAAAAAUAAAAAUUCUGUCAUUUACACACCCUCACGUUGUUCCAAACCUGUUAAAGUUUUCUUUCUUUUGUUGAACACAAAAUAAGAUAUUUUGAAGAAUGUUGGUGACCUUGACGGUAGCCAUUGAUUUCCAUAAAUACUAUGGAAGUCAAUGGCUACCAUCAACUGACUAGCAGCAUUUUUUGGGUGGACUAUCCCUUUAAAUCUAGCAUCUAUCAUAAACUUAGAAGUUAUUUUAUUAUUGUAAGAUAUUAAUAUGAGAUAUGAAUGUCUUAUCUUAUCUUGUAUUAAUUAAGUUGUAUAAUAAUUCAGACCGAAGAACAUUUCUGGAUUUCUGGAUGACAUGGUGCAACCUGAACCAUCAGAAGUAAAAGUGCUCACUUUACGUCA